This is a messenger RNA of Ceutorhynchus assimilis (cabbage seed weevil), 1029 nucleotides long. The record is from the annotation of a GenBank genome assembly. NCBI's taxonomy places the organism in Eukaryota, Metazoa, Arthropoda, Insecta, Coleoptera, Curculionidae.
AUGCAAAAAAUUCUGCAAAAGCAAAUGGGUUUGGAAAAAUGUAGUGUAAUCUCAAUAGUGAAACGCAAUGCAUGUUCGGAGCACAUUGUGAAAGAUCUCCAGAACCUCACAAAGGACUUCAAGCAAAUGGACUAUGUCGUCAUCAGCGGGGGACUAAGAAACGCCCUAAUGGGGGGCAAGGUAGAGGAAACAGUGUUUCAGUGUUUGUGGCAAACAGAAUCUUUGAUUGACACUGUUAGACAAAAAAUCGACAGUAAUGAAAAUAAAUUUCAAAAUUUUGAAACAAGACUGAUAAAUCUUGAGAGAACAAUUCAAUCCACUUCCAACAAUAAUAAUCAACAAGUAUUACCUAAAAAUGAUCAAUCCAAAGCAUUUUCUCUUCCUUCAUUUUGGAAAGAAGAACCAGAAUUAUGGUUUAAAACAGUUGAUUCUAUAUUUGAAAUAAACAACAUUUUUCAUGAAAAAAUUAAAUUUGGAAAAGUAAUUUCCAUCCCAGAUUGUUCCAUAAUUCAAGAAAAUUCGAAUAUCUUCAAUUUUCAAGACAAAAAUGAUGCGUACUCUUUGCUUAAAAAACAUCUUGUUAAGAAUUACAAAAUCUCAGAUGAAGAAAAAAUGUUCAAAUUGGGCGAUAGGAAACCAAGUCAAUUAUUUAAUGAAAUGUCCAAACUGGCUUCAGGACAAAUGUCAAAGUCAUAUAUAUUGUUAGCUUGGAUCAAUAAAUUACCCCAAAAUAUUGCGAAUGUUGUUAGAGCUUUGAAAGACCAAAUGAUAGAAGAAGCAUUGUUGAAUAUGUCAGAUGAAAUGUUUAAAGGCGAAAACUCUGACGUUUUUUGUAAUAUUAGCAAAACAAAGGUUCAAGUUAAUUCAAAUGCCGCAUUAGAAAAUAAAUUUGAUACAUUGAUUUAUAAAAUGGAUAUGUUCCUUAAGUCAAACCAGAUGUUACCAGCUCCAAGAUCUAGAAGCUUAACUCCAAAGCAUAAAUCUUCAGAAGACAAUUUAUGUUAUUAUCACAAAACAUUUGGAGACUAA